Dreissena polymorpha is the source of this 5657-nucleotide messenger RNA. Its product is annotated as nidogen-1-like. The coding region runs from base 287 to 4141 and encodes 1284 amino acids. The record is from RefSeq and is a predicted model, not a curated record. Lineage: Eukaryota; Metazoa; Mollusca; Bivalvia; Myida; Dreissenidae. The transcript has 24 exons. Gene Ontology annotation, molecular function: calcium ion binding. Gene Ontology annotation, biological process: cell-matrix adhesion.
ACACUACGCCAGGAUAAGAACUUCAUGGCGGAUUAAGUUAAAUACCUACACAACACACUUCUACCCCUUUGUGUUGGGAUUUAGGUGUACGCAUUAGGCCGUUCCAGUCCUGGUUGUUUUGUUUUACGUUACUGCUGUUCAGUUGGAUUUAAACUUGAAUGGAAAGAACGGCUGCUUCACGAAGAUAUUAAUUUCUGAUUACCUAGCAAGAAUUGGUGGUUGUAGAACCUGGGAACAUCUGUUUGGUGGAAUAUAAUCAGUAGCGCGCUGGCAUAGGAUUGGGAAAAUGCGGUGGUGUGUGUAUGUGCGGUGUGUUCUAUGUGUGUGCCUGGUGGUGCGGGUAGACGCUGUUCCGCUGCGUCUGUUCUACCCCUACGGAGAGUCGCGUGGGGACGAAACCCUUGACAGGGGCGAUGACGUCAGCUCACAGGAAAUUCAGCUUACGACCCCUAUGUUCUUUUACGACGGGUUUUACCCAAGUGUAUUUGUUAACUCAAAUGGGCACCUGUCGUUCGAGAGCGAGUUGCCUGGGUACCAGCCCACCAUGGUGAUGCCCCUGGGUCGGGAGAUCAAACUUAUAGCCGCCUACAUGGCCGACAUCGACCUCAGCGACGCCGGGCAGGUCUUCUACAGAGAAACCAACGACGAGGCCCUUCUACAGAGGGCGGGCAUGGACGUGCAGGCACACUUCUCACAGUUUCCAUCUUUUGAGCCCCUCGGUCUAUUUAUAGCAACAUGGGAAGGCGUAGUACCGUACGGUAGCCAGAACACCAGCCAAGUCAACACAUUCCAAAUCGUGGUCGCCUCGGACGCGCUCAACUCCUUCGCAAUUUUCAAUUAUCUGGACGGAGGUCUUGUGUGGUCACAGAGCAGGGGCAAGUUCGCCGAUUCCGGUAGCCGUGAUCCCCCGGCGCAGGCCGGAUUCGACUCCGGGGACAGCUUGCACAAGAAACUGCCUCAUUCCGGAACUGACCAAGUCACGCGCCUUGCUGUCGACUCGAACGCGAACUUGCCCGGCAUGUGGAUGCACCACAUCGGCAACACCAAGGGCUCCAACGUGGCGGCAGCCGACCUAAACACCGGCGAUGUUGUGAUAUUUGAACCUCAAAUGGACCAGAACACAUGUCACAGUGGCAGACGACAGUGCCACACUGACGCGCUCUGUACGGACUACGAGACGGGUUUCUGCUGCCACUGCGCACCGCCAGCGUACGGAAACGGCCGGCAGUGCGUCCAGCCGGAGGCCCCACAACGCCUGGGUGGAAAGGUUUCCGGUACGAUCAACGGCGUCGCCUUCAGCGACCUGGACAUGCACUCGUUCGUGGUGACUAAGGACGGGCGCGCCUACACCGCCGUCAGCCGUAUCCCGGCUGAAGUGAGCGUCGGCCUGAUGACCUUGAAUACAAUCGGCGGCCUUAUCGGCUGGAUGUUCGCCCUCAUCGGGGGACCGGGUGCGAAGAACGGAUACAUGUACACGGGCGGAAGCCUCAACAGGACUGCGCGUAUCCGGUUUCAGAGGGGUGGAGAAGUAGUAAUCACUCAGCGUUUCCUCGGGCACAAUGUGCUCAACAACAUUCUUAUGGAGACGAACGUGCGCGGAGACGUGCCGAAUUUCGGAGAAGCGGACAGAAUCACCGUGGACGAUUACAAAGAGGAGUACCGCAAAGUCCGUCGAGGCGUUAUUGAGUCGACGUCGGAUCGCACGUUCCGUCUGAACGAAGUCGCGUAUCAGUACUCCUGGAACCAGACGAUCACAUUCGACGAGUGCGAGCACGCGCCCGCCGGUCUUGAUGGCGGCGGCAACUACAUGCGCCUCUCUGUGAGCCGGAACUACAUCAACUAUGACCCGAACGAGCGUGUGGUGCGCUACGCCAUGUCCAAUAAAGUGAACGCCAUGACGGGUUCCGACCCCUGCCAAGAGGGCGCCGCCUCGUGUGACCGCAACGCCGCCUGCCUAUCGGAUGGAGAUACGUUCCGUUGCGAAUGCAGGACAGGAUUUAUCGGGGACGGACGAACAUGCCAAGACCUAGACGAAUGCGCCACUGUGAACACGUGCGACGCGAACGCGGACUGCGUCAACACCGUCGGCUCCUUCACGUGCCGCUGUCGCUUUGGCUACGUCAUGACCGGGCGCACAUGUACACGCGAUGUCGCGCUCUGUGGUGGCGUCGUAUGCGACGACAACGCAAACUGCGUAUUUAAUGACGUCACAAACACCCCGAUGUGCGAAUGCAAAGUUGGUUUUGCCGGAGACGGAAAGACUUGCAAGUCUGUUCAUUUUGACUGUAACGAGGCGGACAUUUGCCACGCGAACGCAGAGUGCGUGUUCAGCGACGUAGAGGAGCGGUACGUGUGUGAGUGCACUGACGGCUUCAGCGGGGACGGUCAGUACUGCGAUAGGCUCGAUAUUGAAAAUCGCUGUGACGAGUGCGACAGGAACGCCGAGUGUAUCUAUGACAUCAACAACCUCGUUUUUCGCUGCGUCUGCAAGCAGGGAUAUACCGGAAGUGGAACCACGUGCACAAAGAUUGAUCAACCAGACCUCGCGGCUUGUGACGACUGCCAUCCAAACGCCGCCUGCGUUUUCAGCCAGGACAGCCAGCGGUAUAGGUGCGUCUGCGCGGUCGGGUACCAAGGUGACGGCACUCGCUGCUCGCCCGCCUACGACUGCCGCUCGGGUAACGUGUGUGAUGUCAACGCCCGCUGCGACCGCGACGCCAGUGGCAAUCAUGUCUGCGUGUGUGAGCGAGGAUACUACGGCGACGGUCGGCGCUGCGAACCGGAAGGCUGCAACGUAGCUAACAACUGCGACGUGAACGCUCGUUGCGUGACUGACCCGCGUGACACGCGUCGCUACAUUUGCCGCUGUAACCCCGGCUUCUCCGGCGAUGGCACCGUGUGCAUCAUGAGAGUGAUCGCAUGUAACGAGGUGAACAACUGCUCCCCCGACGCUCAGUGCGUUUACGACCCGCAGUCUAGCAGCUAUAGGUGUCGCUGCAAUAGGGGAUUCGAGGGCGACGGCAUCACAUGCAGAUACAGAGAGGUGGACUGCAACUCCAACCCGAGCAUGUGCGAUCCCAAUGCCGUCUGCGUGGAGGCGGAGGGCAGGUACUCGUGUAUCUGCCGCCAGGGUUACCAGGGAGAUGGACGAAGAUGCGAAGCUCUACCGGAUGUGGAGAGUUAUCUGGUCUUCUCCCGCGGCUACUCCAUCCACAAGGUACCCACGAAACAAAAUGGCGACCACUCGGACGGCUCCCGAGUAUUGUACCUUCCUGACGAGCUUGCAGUGGCAGUAGCGGCGGACUGUGCCGAGCAGAAGUUCUAUUGGACAGACGUGAAACAUGGUCGUAUCUCGAGGGCGGACCUCAAUGGCUUCAACAAGGACGUGGUUAUAAAUGGAUUUAGUUCACCUGAAGGGCUUGCUGUUGACUGGAUGUCGCGCAACCUCUACGUCACCGACUCCACCCUCGACCUCGUUGCAGUGGUCAACAUGAACGGCACGUAUCGGAAAACGCUGAUCAAUACUGAGCUGCGCGACCCUCGGUCCAUCGUCGUGUCACCUAUGCAAGGGGUCAUGUUCUGGACGGACUGGUUCCGGAACAAGCCGGUCAUCGAGGCGGCCUACAUGGACGGCUCCGACCGCCACGUGUUCGUAGAGACCGGUCUGGGACUGCCAAACGGUCUCGCGUACGAUCCCUACUCGCGGCAGCUCUGCUGGGGAGACGCCGGCGUCAACAAAAUCGAGUGCGUGCAGUACGGGAGCUCGGCGGCGGGACUUGGGCGCCGCGUCGUUAUGGAAAAGGUUCCCUACCCGUUUGACCUGGCUAUAUAUGGCAGCGACAUCUUCUGGUCGGACUGGACUAUUCGCGGCAUACCCCACGUUGACAGGGUGACGGGAGAGGAAGGCAAGCCGCUCUCACUUCCGGUUGGAGGCAACGGGCGUCUGUACGGCGUCACCGCCAUCGGUAGCUACUGCCCGGCAAGAGAAAGUCUCCAACGCUUCGGCUGCGCUUUGAACAACGGCGGCUGUAGAUAUCUCUGCCUCCCUAAACCAAAUGGCGGGAGAACUUGUUCCUGCCCUGACGACAUCGAUAGCGUCACUUGCGAAGAAAUCGCGACUCUUACAAAGAAAAAAAAGUGAUCUACGGACUUUGUUUAAAAUGCUUUUUAACUUACUAGUUUCGCCAAUUUUGUUUUCUUACCAAUAUGUAUACAUUGUGGCUUUUUAAUCUUGAUUUAAGUCCAAUAUGUUUUUACAUUUUUAUACAUUAUGUUUUGGGAAAUAUUUCUGAAUGAUAUGUCUUUUCAUUUGUGCGGGUAGUGGCCAGUACCAAUACCAAUAUUGUUAACCAAUAUAUACUCGUCAGUAAAUUUGCAUGUAAAUUCUAGAUUGUCCUUGUCACAUGAUACAAUGGUGCAUCUGUAGUUCGGGCGAUGGUGUACGUUAUUGAACAUUCUGUGCGAUAGAUGCUGUCUACUUUUUCAUUUAGAUGUACAUAUAUUUUCACGUACGUCUAUGUGGAGGGUUUUCUUUGAUAGAUACACCGUACAUGAAGUUCAUAAUGUGUUUUUGACUGGUACCACUGUCGUUGAUUUCAUACUAUAACAUUAAUACUAUUUAGAGCGUAAUUAGACUAAUGUUGAAAAGGCCAGUUCUUUGAAGUUUGUUGAGAACAGUUUUUCUUCUUCUUUCAAUUGUAUAUAUGUACAUGUUUCGUCUGCGUUAUAUCACGAGUUACAUUUAAGGAAUCUACUCAUAUAGAAAGUAUCUGAUUGUUUGCAAUUUUAUCACUUUUCCAGUUGAUCUAAUUUAAAAACAGUGCAGAUAUAUUGAGGAGAAAAAAAACAACGCAUAUAAUUCAGUGCCGUUCCCAAUUAACAUACUGUUCGUGUGCCAAAUUAAUCUAAUUUUCAGUCCAAGUUAUUAAAAUAUGUUUCAUUGUGGAAAAACGGGCUUACUGCAUGUUCGUUAACCCUUUCAGUGCGGAAACCGAAUUUUGAAGGCCUUUGCAAACAGUUUGGAUCCAGAUGAGACGCCACAGAACGUGGCGUCUCAUCAGGAUCCAAACUGUUUGCUUUUCUGAUAGUAUUCUUUGAAGAAAAUGCUUAUUAUAGAAAUUCUGCAGACGACAUUCUAGCAGACAACAAAUUUCCCAGCAUGCAAAGGGUUAAGUGUUGUUCCAGGAUAGCAUUGUAGUCUGCACAGCCUUAUCAGGGACGACACUGUCUGGUUUUAUGGAUCCAGUCUUGGAGGUAAAACUCGUUCCUGAUUAGCCUGUGCGAGCUUCACGUGCAUUUAUUCUAGUUUUCCCAAAACGCGACGUAAAUAAUAUUUUCUAUAUGUAUCCAGGUUAUCAUUAGUAUGAAUUAAAGCUCCUAUGUGAAAGCCUAUUGAUUUUGUUAGGUUAGAAUGCUUUUAUUGUAUAUUUAUAUUAUGUGUUCUCUGUCGGGACGAACAGCAACAAAUACUAUUAAUUGUUACAAGUAUAUUUUUCCUGGUAUAAUACAUUGGCCACUCAAUGUUAAUUUAUGACCGUAUAGGCUUGCAGAAAAAUGUAUUAAAUAUUCUAGUUUACAUGUAGUUAUAGUGAAGAUGGUGUUCUUAAACAUAGUAGUAAGUUUGUUCUACGUAUUGCCAAUCAAUUUCAAUUUCAAAA